Lepus europaeus (European hare) is the source of this 4741-nucleotide messenger RNA. It is a transcript of the gene CEP120, whose product is annotated as centrosomal protein 120. The transcript has 21 exons. Gene Ontology annotation, biological process: positive regulation of centriole elongation; centrosome cycle; interkinetic nuclear migration. Gene Ontology annotation, cellular component: centriole; centrosome. The coding region runs from base 122 to 3082 and encodes 986 amino acids. The record is from RefSeq and is a predicted model, not a curated record. NCBI's taxonomy places the organism in Eukaryota, Metazoa, Chordata, Mammalia, Lagomorpha, Leporidae.
GCGGCACUGGGCCUGCGGGCCUGGUUGCUAGGCGGAAGUGCGGCGCGGCGCAGGCCGCGGCGGCUGCCCGGGCGUUUGAAAAGCGGCUGACUGGCGGCGAAAGACCCCGCCGGCCGCGACCAUGGUGUCCAAGUCCGACCAGCUGCUCAUCGUCGUGUCCAUCCUAGAAGGUCGUCAUUUUCCCAAGCGUCCAAAGCAUAUGCUUGUAGUGGAAGCCAAGUUUGACGGAGAACAGCUGGCGACUGAUCCUGUGGACCAUACCGACCAGCCAGAGUUUGCCACUGAGUUAGCCUGGGAGAUUGACAGGAAAGUGCUGCAUCAGCACAGGCUACAGCGGACGCCUAUCAAACUCCAGUGUUUUGCCUUGGAUCCUGUAUCUUCAGCCAAAGAAACUAUAGGGUACAUUGUUCUGGACUUAAGAACUGCUCAAGAAACCAAGCAGGCACCAAAAUGGUACCAGUUGCUGAGUAAUAAAUACACCAAGUUCAAGUCAGAGAUACAGAUAAGCAUCGCUUUGGAGACAGAUACAAAGGCACCCGUGGAUAGUUUUAAAGCAAAAGGAGCCCCUCCUCGAGAUGGAAAAGUACCUGCCGGCUUGUCGAGACUUGAUCCCAAGGAUAUCGUGGUGGUGCUGAAUGAGGAGGGAGGCUACCAUCAGAUUGGACCUGCAGAGUAUUGUACUGACUCCUUCAUUUUGUCAGUCACUAUAGCUUUUGCCACCCAGUUGGAGCAGUUAAUUCCAUGUACCAUGAAACUUCCAGAAAGACAGCCUGAGUUCUUCUUUUACUAUUCUUUGCUGGGAAAUGAUGUUACAAAUGAACCCUUCAAUGAUCUAAUCAACCCAAACUUUGAGCCAGAGAGAGCAUCUGUUCGCAUCCGUAGCAGUGUGGAAAUUCUUCGUGCUUACCUGGCACUUCAGUCUAAACUACAGAUCCAUCUCUGCUGUGGGGACCAGUCACUUGGAAGUACAGAAAUACCUUUAACGGGAUUACUGAAAAGGGGCAGUGCAGAAAUCAACCAGCACCCGGUCACUAUUGAGGGUGCUUUUACCCUUGACCCUCCCAACCGCGCCAAACAGAAGCUGGCUCCUAUUCCAGUGGAGCUCGCCCCGACGGUGGGAGUGUCUGUGGCUCUGCAGAAAGAAGGCGUGGACUGCCAGUCUUUAAUUGAAUUAAAGACCCAGAAUGGACAUGAACCAGAGCAUUCAAAGAAGAGAGUUUUAACCCCCAUCAAGGAGAAGACACUUACUGGGCCAAAAUCGCCAUGUAUGUCACCUGUUGCACCAUCUAACCAUUCACCUCCAACAAAAGAUGAUGCCACAGAAAGUGAAGUAGAAAGCUUACAGUAUGAUAAAGACACAAAACUGAAUCCAAAGGCUAUCAGUUCUUCGGUGCCUGCCUCACUGCCUCAGCCAGUGGCUGCAUCCAAUGCAUCGGAAACAGCCUCAGGGCAGAAGAUCGCUGUUCCAGCAACAUCACAUCAUUUUUGCUUUUCAAUAGACUUAAGGAGUAUCCAUGACUUGGAAAUGGGUUUUCCAAUCAACUGUAUAUUAAGGUACUCGUAUCCAUUCUUUGGAAGUGCGGCUCCUAUUAUGACUAACCCUCCUGUAGAAGUUCGGAAAAACAUGGAAGUUUUCCUUCCCCAGUCUUACUGUGCGUUUGAUUUUGCAACUAUGCCUCAUCAGCUGCAAGAUACUUUCUUAAGGAUUCCAUUGCUGGUUGAAUUGUGGCACAAGGAUAAAAUGAGUAAAGAUUUACUUUUGGGAAUUGCAAGGAUUCAGCUUUCCAAUAUCUUGUCUUCAGAAAAAACACGCUUUUUAGGUUCUAAUGGUGAACAGUGUUGGCGUCAAACUUACAGUGAAAGCGUGCCUGUGAUAGCAGCACAAGGGUCAAAUAACAGGAUAGUGGAUCUUUCCUACACAAUCACUCUGGAAGAUUACGGGCUGGUGAAAAUGCGUGAGGUUUUCGUCUCUGAUUCAUCACAGGGUUUUUCCGCUGUCCCUCAGAAGCUCUCCCUUCCGCCUGCACCUUGCCCCUCAGAGAUUCAGCCGGAGCCGCGGGAAACCCUAGAAUACAAGGCAGCCCUGGAGCUGGAAAUGUGGAAGGAGAUGCAAGAAGACAUUUUUGAAAAUCAGCUGAAGCAGAAAGAACUGGCUCAUAUGCAAGCUCUUGCAGAGGAAUGGAAGAAGAGAGACCGCGAGAGGGAAUCACUAGUAAAGAAAAAGGUGGCUGAAUAUAGUAUUCUAGAAGGAAAACUGCAAAAAACCCUGAUUGACCUAGAGAAACGAGAGCAGCAGCUUGCCAGUGCUGAAUCCGAGCUUCAAAGAGAAAAAAAGGAAGUUCAGUCAGAACGUGAGCGGAACCUACAGGAGCUUCAGGACUCGAUCCGGAGGGCCAAAGAAGACUGCGCUCACCAGGUGGAGCUAGAGAGGGUCAAGAUCAAGCAGCUGGAAGAGGACAAACACCGGCUUCAGCAGCAGCUUAGUGAUUCUGAAAAUAAAUACAAGAUUUUGGAGAAAGAGUUCCAGCAGUUCAAAGAUCAGCAAAGCAGCAAGCCUGAAGUCCGUCUGCAGUCUGAAAUAAAUCUUCUCACCUUGGAGAAGGUUGAACUUGAAAGAAAGUUGGAAUCUGCAACUAAGUCUAAACUGCAUUACAAGCAACAGUGGGGACGAGCUUUGAAAGAACUUGCCAGACUUAAACAGAGGGAGCAAGAAAGUCAAAUGGCUCGCCUUAAAAAACAGCAGGAAGAACUGGAACAGAUGAGACUGCGUUACCUGGCCGCUGAGGAAAAAGACACCGUCAAAACUGAACAGCAAGAGUUACUGGAUAUCAGAAAUGAACUGAACAGGUUAAGACAACAAGAACAGAAACAGUACCAGGAUUCCAGAGAGAUUACAAGUGGAAAAGCAGACGGCCCCCACGGCACUGCACUCGAAGAGGGUUUGGAUGAUUAUUUGACUCGCCUGAUAGAAGAAAGGGAUACUUUGAUGAGAACGGGUGUGUACAAUCAUGAGGAUCGGAUAAUAAGUGAGCUCGACCGACAGAUCAGAGAGGUUUUGGCAAAAAACAAUGCAAGUAAUUAGUAACGUUGGAAAAAUCUUCACACGGACUCCAGAGCUAAAUUUUACUGACAUUGUAAAAUCCUCAAAACUUCAGAGAAAGGGAUUUUUGACAUGCCAUUUUCAAGUUUUUCUAAGUCAAAUUUUGUAUGUCAUUGUAUAGUAUUUAUUUAAUGUUAUUUACUUUAUGCUACCUCUCCCAUGCUCCUUGUAUUUCUGAUUGUAUUGUGUACACUUAUUUUGUAUGUUCACUUUAAAUGACUUUUCAGUGUUUUCUGGUGUGUAAUCUGAUGGCUAACCUUCAAAACAGCUUUUCAUUGCGUUGGUCCUAGGAGAUAUGACCACAGUGGGCUAAUUUUCAUGCUGAGCCAACACAGUCUAUGGUGCACUUCACAGCUGCCAUGUCUUUUUCCAUUUAAACAUCUGGAUCUGAGAGAUGGAGACACAGUUGUAAAUGUAAACUCAUUUUAGAUGACCUAACUUACGUCCUCCACUUUUAAUAUGUGCUAGUGACAGCUUCCGAAACAAAGCGGGGGUCCGUGCAGACAAGCCACAUGGCAAUGGAUUAAACGUUAGUCACUGAUUUAAAUAGAGCGAAUAUACAUUAAACUCCUCUCGAGCCGUUCAACUUGGAAGUUUUCCGUAGACUCCACUUUUAAGAACACAGAACACUAGCUGUCUGAUAGGGGUUUCCCUGUUGGUCUCCUGCUCAAGGUUGCAUUAUGUAUUUUUUUUAUUGUUGAGAUUAGACACUUAUUUUCCAGGGAAUGACAUACCGGCUGUAAAUGCAAACCCUCUCCCAGAGAGUGUGGAAACAGACAUGUUAAGGCUUCAGCUGAAAACACAGAGUGAAAAAGCAACUGUUUUUCACUCGUAAUUUGAGGCUUUUUCAGAAGUACGUGAGAUUGAGUUGCUGGAUCGAUGAUGUGUGGUGUCCGUAUAAGCUUUACAAGUCCUUUGACAUCGUACUUUUCAAAGCCAGCAUUCUUCUCACAGCAAGACUUCUAUACCUCCGUCAACAGGAAGGUUUUGGAUAAACAGGUUGUGUGAUUAAAAACUUGGAUUCCUACAUGUCGUAGAUUGAAGUAUCGGAAGGCACUUCAAAACAGUCAUGGAGGAAUGCACGUCGACGUGUAUGCACAUUUCCCACGACUGUUUUCAAGUGCCAUUGGUAUACUCGAGGAAGAAUCUAGUAUUUAUCAGUAAGUUCCAUAAAAUCAGAAUAGGAUGCUUGGUAACAUUAAAUGAAUUUUCUGUACUUCCAAAAGGUAUAGUAUUUGGAAAACUAAAUCCUUAUGUUCAUUAAUGUUUUUUUCUUAGUAACAAAGUAUUAACCUUUUAAUAACAACCCAGCAGUAGAUUACAAAGAAGUGACUGCCGGAGAGAAUAAUGACUCUGUUAGUCACAGCAGGAAUUUGCAAUGCUAAUGAUGGUUAUUUUCUCUCACUGAUUUUUGGGCCACGUGUAUAGAAGUAUUCUUUUUGUUGUGGGAGGUCUAGGGUGGUGACUGGGUGUACUUUCAGUUGCACUGUGUGCUGCCUGUGACUAUCUUCAAACACUAGAGGGGGCCUUAGAUUAAAAAAAAAAAGACUUUUUAAAAAAUGGAUGUGUGCUUUAUUUUGCCUUCUGUAAAGUGAUCUUUUGGCUAUUGUAAUUUAAUAAAUAAAAUCAAAAUUAUAAGUA